AUGGUGGAUGAGCUUACCGUCACUGAUCUCGUGCGUGCCCUCACCAAGCUUAGAGAUACCCAAAGAGAACUCAUACAAGCUGUGAAAGACCUGAAGAAUCCUAACCCUGCACCUAAGCCAAACACUGAGCACCAGGAAAAAGUCUUACAAGAAGAAUUCGAGGCAGCUAAAGGGUCCGAGCAGAAAGGAACAUCCUUUGUCACUCAGCAGGACGUAGUAGCUAUGUUGGAAAGAGAGCUACACCGCACUAAUGAGGACUGGAUGUAUAUCCCUCAACCUCCCUAUCCAGCAAGUUUGAUUUCCAUGCCUUAUCCUAAGGGUUAUGAAACACCAAAUUUUGCUCUUUUUGAUGGAAGGAAGGGAAGUCCCAAGGAGCACGUUAGUCGCUUCAUCGAUACACUCGGGCCUCAUGCUGCAGAUCACUAUCUCUGGCUCCGUGAGUUUUCAAAAUCACUCACCGAUCGUGCUUAUACAUGGUAUACCACACUCGCUGCAGGCUCAGUCCGGUCCUGGGAAGAUUUGGCAAGCAGGUUUUGCAAGAAGUAUUUUGAGCAUGAAGAGAGGGUUACCAUCACUCAACUCAACUACACUUGCCAAAGAGCUGGAGAAAACCUUGUGGACUUUGUUCGCAGAUUUAGAGAUUUGGCUCUCGACUGUUAUGAUGAGAAAGGUGAGCAGUCUCUGGUUGAAAUCUGCAUCAGUAACAUGCUGCCAUAA
This is a messenger RNA of Fragaria vesca subsp. vesca, 717 nucleotides long. RefSeq lists its product as uncharacterized. NCBI's taxonomy places the organism in Eukaryota, Viridiplantae, Streptophyta, Magnoliopsida, Rosales, Rosaceae. The transcript has a single exon. Bases 1 to 717 code for a protein of 238 amino acids. The record is from RefSeq and is a predicted model, not a curated record.